CUUUCUUAAGCUAAUUAAGCUAGUAGUACUAGUUCUCUAUCUUUUAUGGUGAAGAUGGGAAUAACUAAGAGAAGAUCUCAUGGACUUCUUGCUAGUGCUAAUCUCUUUCUGGUGAUGAUAAUCUCCAUAUUUAUCUGUACCGAUAAGGCAUCAGCAACAAACUGGAAAGAUGUAUGUACCCUUGGGGAUACAUACAUAGAGAGGGACAUCAUAUUGGGAACUGGUUCCAAUCCUUACACUUGCGAUUACUGCAUAGCUUGGUGCAGAACUCAAUGUUCGAACUUUGGAACUACGGCACUCAAAAAUCCGUGCAAGUAUAAUACACCAACUACCCCGGUGAAUUGUCAGUGUUGCUGCAGCAAACGACCAUCCACAUCACCACAACUUCCACCUACUCCUCCAUCUGUUGGCCAAUUUACUGGUGGAGAUAUUACCGAUAUAUGUACGUUCGCACCCCAACAAACGUACCUACAGAUUAACCAUGCACAAGGCACAGAUUGUGUUAUGAGUCCUCAAUGUGAGAACAAAUGCCAGGAAUCAGGUCUUUUAAGUGCAGGGUCACAGUGCGUGGGAACCUUAAUAUCUGGUGCAACCUCCCCAGUAUAUGGUGGUACGUACACUUGGAUCGAGCAGUGUUGCUGCCGAACCCCACCACCACCACCUCCAUCCCCACCAACUCCAUCCCCACCCCCACCAUCUCCAUCCCCACCACCACCGUCCCCACCUCCAUCCCCAUCGCCACCAUCCCCAUCCCCACCACCACCGUCACCACCUCCAUCCCCACCUCCACCAUCUCCAUCACCAACACCACCUCCGUCCCCACCAACACCUCCAUGUCCAUCCCCACCCUCACCAGGAGCUUGCCGUGGAUGCUGUAACUCGAACAUCGAUAUCCAGAUCUCGGUAAAAUCAGGUUGCAAUGUCAAACUAUCAACACCGUCAUCAUUGUCUGCUAGCCUCUAAUAUCCAUCACGUCUAGUUGUCACACAUGUUUAUCUCCCUGCUAGCUACAACAAUAAGAUGUAAAAAUACAUCAAUUUCAAAGUUUUCUGUUAGCAAGAUCUUAUGACUUGCGAGUAGUAUUAAUUUAAUCUAAAAUAGGAGUUAAAGGUUUAAAA
Messenger RNA from Papaver somniferum (opium poppy), 1118 nucleotides. Its product is annotated as formin-like protein 20. NCBI's taxonomy places the organism in Eukaryota, Viridiplantae, Streptophyta, Magnoliopsida, Ranunculales, Papaveraceae. Bases 46 to 963 code for a protein of 305 amino acids. The record is from RefSeq and is a predicted model, not a curated record. The transcript is spliced from 2 exons.